Messenger RNA from Nymphaea colorata (pocket water lily), 1070 nucleotides. RefSeq lists its product as uncharacterized. Bases 168 to 650 code for a protein of 160 amino acids. The record is from RefSeq and is a predicted model, not a curated record. Lineage: Eukaryota; Viridiplantae; Streptophyta; Magnoliopsida; Nymphaeales; Nymphaeaceae. The transcript is spliced from 7 exons.
AUAGUUUGUGACACACCAUACGCGGAUUCAGAAUUGUAAUGCCGUUGCCAUCUGCAAUGUAAAGGCCUUCUCCAAUUUUGAAGUGUCGUCCUCGCGCCAUCCUCGUGAUUUCACGACCCAACUAUUUAGUUGUUUAUUUAUUAAUUUGAACGAGGAGUAAUAGGUGAAUGCAUAACCGGGAACCUGUUCUGAGCUUACUUAGCAGUCCCUUACUCUGGUUCACCUCUCUCUCUCUCUCGCCCCGGCGUCUGAUGGAUUCAUCCCCAAUGGCGGAGACAGAUGCUUCCGCGGCACCUCCUUCUGUAUCGGCUCCUUCCUCCUCUUCGCAGAAGGAGAAUUUGGCGCCUCUUACCUCAAGGAUAGCGGAGCUGAAGGAGUCAAAGGCGGAUCUGUUGGGUCGGAUUCAAGGUUUAAAAAAGGAUUUGCAGGAUUGGAGGUCGAAGCUCGACACACAAGUUAAAACCUACCGGGAGGAACUCACAGACCUGAAGAAGACUCUGAUUGUUGAGGUUGAGCAGCUAAAAUCGGAAUUUCAAGAACUGAGGAAUACUUUGCAACAACAGCAAGAUGAUGUUGCGAACAGUUUAAACAAUUUAACGAUGAAGGAAACGCCAGAAGUGGAUGCUACAGAUAAGGAAGAAAACAAGUAGUUUUAUCAAGAGAUUUUGUCAGAGUCCAAAGUUUGUUUAUCUUUUCCGUGGACAAAUUCUGUGGGUCUUAUUUGUGUAAUUUAAGCAGGAAUGAGGAACCUAAACUUCUUUAAACAGCCAAGCAAUUUGUAAUUGUGGUCUUUCAAUGGUUAUUGUACGGCCACAAUUGGAGAGCAGGUGGUAAGCGUAGAGCUGUGAAGAUUGUUUAGUUCCUCUUGCAGGACGCAGAGGUGGGGAUCACCCAUGGUCUAUCUCAGAAUCUACAUAUAUUAAACGGCCAGGUCCCUGGAGUGUUUUCUUGUGUUUGUGUAAAAUCAGAUAUCAUUGUCUUAAUCAUCGUGAUCACGUUCUGUUCCCAACAUACAGAGGUUUAUAUAUAUAUAUAUAUAUAUAUAUAUAUGGUUAACUGCUUUUGAUCUA